UUAAAAAUAACCAACAGUCAUUCAGAAACGUUCAUCGACACAAAAAAAAAUAGUGCGUUCAAUUACGUUGAUCAGUCAGAAAUAAACAAAGUUGAGUUCACGUUCACUAAAAUUAGCAAUACAUCAGUAAAUUUUGUUGAUUGAGGUCUUUAAGUCACGGUACAACAGAAACAUUUUACGUCCCUACAAAUGUACCCAAAUCGUACAAUUUGACCGACUGGGAUGCCGUAGUGAUCCAAAAUGGUGACGUAAUGCGCAUGCCCCAUUGCAUUUGUGUCGCGGAAAGUGCUACUCCCGGAUAUUGAUGUCACAUUGGGAUAAUAGCCAUGGAUUCCAAAAGUCACGGUGUUGUGGAGUUUAUGAGAGAGGUUGAAGAAGCAGCUGAAGAUGUCUUAACAACCAAACAACAGAUCGUUGACCUGGACAUAAAAAGAAACAGGAACAGAGAAGCACUGUGUGCACUGAAGAAUGGUAUGUGUUCAGAAAAGGUGAAGGUUUGUUUUGGUCAUAUAUUCGUCAAACUCCCCAAGUCCAAGGCAAGAAAAAUGAUUCAGAGAGACCAGCAACAGCUGGACAGCAAACUGAAUGAACUUCACAAGCGACUAAAAUCAAAUGUCAAUCAUCUAAACGAGACACAAGGAAAGCCUGAGCUGAGCAGCUACAACCUUUUACCACUGUCCACUAAUGAAAUGAACGCUAUGAAGAGUGUCUUAAAAGGGCGAUAUCAGAUCUCAUCUAUCGCCCACAACAACAUAUAGGUUGCAUGUAUACACAUGUAUGUAUUAUCUUGGUGACUUCAAAUUCACAGGAAAGGCCAUUCACUGCUUCUGUUGAUCCACUUGUUUUGUUUAAUCUUACAAUAUUGAUGUUCUGGAUAAUAUUUUCAAUAUUACUGUAAUAAACACUAGGAAACAA
Molecule: messenger RNA, 915 nt
Organism: Syngnathoides biaculeatus (alligator pipefish)
Lineage: Eukaryota; Metazoa; Chordata; Actinopteri; Syngnathiformes; Syngnathidae
Gene: pdrg1
Product: p53 and DNA-damage regulated 1
Exons: 5
Coding region: 327-758 (143 amino acids)
Source: RefSeq, a predicted model, not a curated record